Messenger RNA from Pyricularia oryzae 70-15, 1637 nucleotides. RefSeq lists its product as uncharacterized. Lineage: Eukaryota; Fungi; Ascomycota; Sordariomycetes; Magnaporthales; Pyriculariaceae. The record is from RefSeq and is a predicted model, not a curated record. The transcript has 2 exons. Bases 720 to 995 code for a protein of 91 amino acids.
GUCUCCCGCCCUCCUUUUCUCACCACUACUUCUUGAGCCACCUUCCUAGGUUGCUGGUGCUCUCCGUAAUCCGGUCAACAGGAAACUAGAAACUUGGCCACAAACUUUACAUUUCGUGGCAUCAUGGUCAAGAAGAAGAAAGAACCCCAGGCAAAGUAGGCCGAAGCCCUUCACAACUUGGACAUGCUUUUACCUACCACGGAGGUAUCGACGCAGACUGGAAGGCCCUGGUUUAGGGACGUGAGAAUCGGAAGAAUGGUCGACAAUCCUGAGCAAGCUGUCCAUAUCAUUGGUGAGCGCAGUGCUCAGAAAGCGAACCUGAGGAAUAUACCGCUCUGGUAUUGCACUAGAAAGAAGAGCCUCUAGAGUACAAUUAUCUGACCUGGCGGGAAAACUGCCUACCUACCCACCUACUUUUCCCAGACUGGAAAACAACGGACCACCUAAAGAGGUUCCAAUCUACUCCCGCUUCCUGACUUCAAACACGCCACACCCAUCACGACAACGACAGUGGUUGGUCGCCUAACUUUGGCCGCCUUUUUGCGGCCGUAUACCCGCCGGUGAGGAGUGAGGCAGCCGAGAUACUUUUUGAGCUGGCGUUGCUAGUGGAUAAUGAUGCAGGAUGCCCUGUCCCAAAGCCAUGCUUUUUAUUUUCCUCACUAAACCAGCACCAACUUGUCUCGUCGACAUAUCGAUGCCGGGAGAGUGGUAAAAGCACCAUGGCCGGGCCAUUUCUCACUCUUUUCUUAGCUUUGCGAGCCGCAAAAUGGAACCUUGUGUGUUCGGCCAGCAGACCUCGCACUGGGCGCCAUAUCCAUCCGCCUUUCGGCAUUAAUAUCACCGUUUCUCCAACAAACACGACCAAGAUUGAGAUCAUCCCAAGGCCGCCGCCAGCAUACAUGGUUGACUAUCAGAACAAUUACUACAAGACGGCCCCCGACACAGACGAGCAGAACGGCCCAACGUGGACCUACUCUGGCAGCCUGAACGGCUAAAGUUCCAAAUCUCCAGAGUGGCAUUGUGCUCCGCGGCGGCUACGAAGACUCCAAUAUAUUAUACGGAAAAGCUUUACAUCUUCCGGCAGCACGACCGUCAAGCGACAGCAACCCUCAUUCUGGCUCUCGAGCUCGGUGUUGGACAUGCCCACCACGGGCAGCACAACCGCCGUCGACAUCUUUACCGCGAUGUCGCGUGCCAGGCUGGGUUUCGACCCGAGUCCUGGCCGUUGAGCGAACAUAUAUAAAACAAAAAAACCUGCAAAAAGUAAGCAUUCAUUGUAGAAACGGUGUCAACAACCCGAGGCUACCUGGCAUGACUUGAGAAACACGGUGUCGAGCAUUGCCUUGGUAGUCCUGUAAGGUUGUAAACGUGACGCAAGGCGGGGGACUAUAGUUUUUGGCCAACCUUAAGACUGGAAUGUCGUUGAAGUUGAGUAGGUGUGUAGUGCCACGUGACGUGAAUCCAUUACCAGUGCUGCAUAGUAAGUAUUUUUCUGGUUUACGGGCGGCAGGGGGAGGGGCUUGGAAGGGAGGGGUGGAGUUUACCCGCGCGCACUUGCUACCGGCUGACCGGUAGCCUUGGCUUGUAUUGGAUUGCGUGGAUUUCGUCCGAUGCAAUUUAACCAAACUGAUAACUGA